Messenger RNA from Closterium sp. NIES-67, 983 nucleotides. The record is from the annotation of a GenBank genome assembly. NCBI's taxonomy places the organism in Eukaryota, Viridiplantae, Streptophyta, Zygnematophyceae, Desmidiales, Closteriaceae.
GCCGAGCUGAUUGAAUUUGAGUGCUGCUCGCUGCUCCUGUUUUGGCAUCACCCUUCGUGCACUCAUCAUGGCUGCCCUUCGCCUGGCCUCCCCAGCUCUUCUCCACCCACCUGCUCUCUCCUCCAAUCCUCGCGUCGCAUCUAUCCCCGCCUCCAUUCUUCCGGCGCGAGCACGUACAUCGUUGAAUUUUCCAGCCUCGUUUGUAGUCGUCCCCCGUUCGUCUCUUAGCGAGGAUUGCUCCUCCAGCGCCGCGACUUCCGGAAACGCGGACUCGGUUCCCGAACCUUCUGGGAAAGAGCGAUUUUACGGCUCGACGACCCGUCGGGCUGCGUUAGUUGGGCUUUCAGCGGUGAUCGCGGCGCAAUGCGCGGGCGAACUAGACGGGGGAGCAGCGGCUGCGGCGGCGGUAGCGGGGGACGGGAAGCAGCGCGGCCUUCCUAUCGAGCAAGUGAAGGAUCUCAUAGCACGUGACAUUAGCGAGGGGCAAUACUUUGUCACAGGGGACCUCACGGCCUCUAUCUUUCGAGAUGACUGCAGGUUCAAGGACCCCACCAAUGACACAUCGGGUCUGGGUCGCUACCUGGCAGCAGUGAGCAUACUCUUUGACCCCGCAUACUCCAAGCAAGAGCUGCUCUCCAUCGCAGUCACCUCCGACAAAUCAAUCACCGCCACGUGGCGGCUCGGCGGGUACCUGAAGUUCCCUUGGCAGCCCAGGGUUGAGCCAUUCACAGGUUCCACUGUAUAUGAGUUGGACGAUGACAACCUUGUGGCUCUGCACAACGAGUCGUGGAGCAUUUCCCCAAUUACUGCGCUCGUUGAAACCUUCACCCCUACCUUUGGGCCCAAACAACUACAGUGAAUCUAGGUCGUGCCCUACCUGUCACGCUGGCACCUAGUGUUGGUACCAUAAUUCGUGAGGUUUGUUGAUUGCUUGCAUAAUGACUAUGUAUUGGUGCCAUAGUGUACAUUGGUUCAUCUAGUUU